AGCUACUGCAGUUGCAAUCAAAGAUGUUACAAUUGGUGCUGUUGCUGCUGGGAAUUGGAGUCCUUGGCUGCCAGGCGGAUUGCAAUGUCUGUGCCUUACCUUCAAGCGUAGCCUGUGUUUCGGAUACCCAAUUUAAGUUCUGCAAUAAUAAUGUUCUCGUUGAUCCAGUCAACAGCUGCCCUAGUGGAACUUAUUGCACUGGAAGCGCUGCAAUUUGCCAGGAAGACACCUCGCUGAAAGCUUGUACCGGUUGCGUACAGUGCAAUGAUCAGAAGAGCUUUGCCUGCCUUGGGGUCCGCACAUUCGCCUUGUGUCUGGGCACCAGCGUUCCAUCUGCAAUCACUGGCAGUUGUGCUCCAAAUUAUGUCUGUAAUAAGGAUAAUAUCAACAUUUGCGGAUCGGCGUCGAUGGGAAGUCAAGCUACAUGUCCGCUGGUGGAUGACGAAUUGUUAACAACACUUUCUCCCAAUGCAAAUGUCACUGCCGAUGUGUACUGCAGAUACGUACAGAAAGCCGGACGUUUUCCGUACGGGAUGAACGCGACCACCACAUGCAGACAGUACAUUUAUUGCUUCUUGAGCAACAGUGUAUGGUAUGGCGCACUCUACACUUGUCCCGGCUCGACAUAUUUCCAAUCCUCAACACAACUGUGCAACACCACCAUCCCAGCUUAUUGCACCUCAACUGUGCGCUCCUUAAGCUUGAAAACUCUGCGACUUUUCUAAGAAAAGAGGCAGCCUACUCAAAGCCAAUUCUUUUUUAAAUAUCAUUGAUUAAAUUUAUGAAAUUAAAUUGUUGCAAGAGUA
Molecule: messenger RNA, 806 nt
Organism: Drosophila innubila
Lineage: Eukaryota; Metazoa; Arthropoda; Insecta; Diptera; Drosophilidae
Exons: 2
Coding region: 24-725 (233 amino acids)
Cellular component (GO): extracellular region
Molecular function (GO): chitin binding
Source: RefSeq, a predicted model, not a curated record